Molecule: messenger RNA, 663 nt
Organism: Trichoderma reesei QM6a
Lineage: Eukaryota; Fungi; Ascomycota; Sordariomycetes; Hypocreales; Hypocreaceae
Exons: 1
Coding region: 1-663 (220 amino acids)
Source: RefSeq, a predicted model, not a curated record
AUGGCGGAAAUGAAGCCGAUCAAAGUGUUUGGCAUUCACGGGCCCAACGCCGGUAAAGUUCUUCUCCUCUGUGAGGAACUGGGGCUGCCAUACGAGACCGAAGUGAUUCCCCUUACCGACGUCAAGAACCCCAACUACCUCGCCAUCAACCCAAACGGGCGGCUGCCUGCCAUCCAAGACCCAAACAAGGGACUCACUCUGUGGGAAUCGGGCGCCAUCAUCGAGUACUUGACGGAGAAAUACGACACCGACCACAAGCUCAGCUUCGAGCCGGGCACAGCUGAAGCGUACCAUGCUCGCCAGUGGCUCUUCUUCCAAACCACUGGCCAGGGGCCCUAUUACGGGCAGGCGAUGUGGUUCAUCAUCUACCAGCCGCUUCCCGAGGCGCGCGCGCGCUACGUCAAGGAGGUCAACCGCGUCACUGGCGUGCUGGAGGGGCACCUGGCGAAGCAGAAGCCUGACGCGGACGGCAACAUUUGGUUCUUGGGUGGGCGCCUCUCCUAUGUGGAUAUUGCCUUCUUUACGUGGCAGCACACGGCCGAGCCACGAAUUCCGGAUGAGGAGUUCAACCAGGGUGACUACCCGCACGUCAAGAAGUGGCUUGACAACAUGCUUGCGCGUCCGAGUGUGCAGAAGAUUGUAAAGAUCCAAGAGGCCAAGUGA